AAUCACGGUUUACAAGCUGAGGAAAGAUAGAAUCCUACCAAUCAUACCCUCACCGUCAUCCUAUCAUCCAUCGCCAAGCAUGUAUGAAUACCACCAUUAUUGGUGACACCAUAUAGAGCUGCGAACACACUCGUCACGUCGUAGCCAUGCCGGCGACACUCAAGGAAAAAUUGCGCGAGUACUUCCAUACCGAGUACAGACCGGGCGAAAAGGCUUUGGUGCGCAAGAUCGAUUUUUUCAUCCUCACGUUCUGCUGUCUGAGCUAUUUCACAAAUUACCUCGACCGCUCCAACAUAAACAAUGCCUACGUCUCAGGCUUGAAGGAAGAGCUGAACUUCGUCGGCAAUGAGCUGAACCAGAUCCAAGCCGCUUUUACAGCGGGCUACGUAGUCGGCCAGGUCCCGGCGAACCUAUCGCUGCACUAUGUGCGGCCGCGCAUCUUCUUCCCGGCGUGCAUGGUGGUGUGGGCUGGUCUGACCAUGGUGACGGCGUCGGCGCACGACGCCGCCAGCAUCGCCGCCAUCCGGUUCUUCCAGGGCGUGGCCGAGGCCACGACCUUUGUCGGCACACACUACAUCCUCGGGUCGUGGUACACGGAGCGCGAGCUGGGGAAGCGCUCGGGUAUUUUCACUGCUUCCGGGUUGGCGGGGACUAUGAUUGGGGGGUAUAUCCAGACGGGGAUUCAGUCGUCUCUGCAUAUGCGGCAUGGGCUGAGCGGAUGGAGGUGGUUGUUCAUAAUCGACGGCAUCGUCACCCUACCAAUCGCCAUCUACGGCUUCAUAUUCUUCCCCGACACGCCAGCGACCACAAAAGCAUUCUACCUAACACCAGAGCAGAAAGCCCUUGCGCAAUCCCGCGUGCCGCCCGUACCUGAGCACUCCCCUUUAUCCUGGUCAUUCUUGCGAAAGGCGCUAACGUCGCGCUUCUUCUGGGGUUUCAUGAUCCUCUGGAUCAUCGCGGGCGAGGCCGAAUCGUUCUCCUCCAACGCCCUCCUGGCGCUGUACAUGAAGAGCCACCCCGUAUACGACUACACCGUGGCCCAGCUCAACAAUUAUCCUACGGGCGUCCCCGCGGCUGGUAUCGUGUCGACGCUCUUCUGGGCCACGUUGACGGAUUUCCUGGGGGGAAAGAGGUAUCUUGUGGGGUACUUCAUCGGGAUCACGGGGAUCGUGACUUCGGCUCUGAUCCUCUCGGCCUCGCACGGUGAUAACCCUGCACGGUCUACGCCUACCGUGUUCGGCGCGUAUUAUUGGGCGGGCGCCGUGUAUGCUUGUCAGGCGACGUUCUUUGCGUGGGCGAAUGAUGCCUUGAGGUAUGAUGAGCACAUGUUUCGCGCUGUCGUGCUCGCGGGCAUGAAUCUUGGGAGUAAUGUCAUUAAUGCGUGGUGGACGAUUGUGUUCUAUGGAGCUUCGAUGGCACCCUGGUUCAGGAGAGGUAUGUGGGCCAUGAUCGCAGUGUCUAUCGCCUUGGUGAUUUGGACAGCAGGCCUUUCGUAUUUCACGGCGAGACAUGAACGUGAGCGGAAGGUGAAGCAGCAGAGUCCCGAAGUGCAGCAGGACGAAGACGAUAAGGAGAAUAUGGCGUGAAAUUGCCUAGAAUGAGAUAUUCUGGGCGAGAAAUGUAUGCUUUCUGGCUGGAAUAUCGAAUCUCGAACUUGUCGAAAUGAUUCACAGUGGCCCAGACUAGUCAGCUUGUAUCUACAACAGUCAGUCAUGUCGGGCUUCAUCGUCAUACAAUCUAUCCGCUCAAGGCCUACCAUGCGGAACCUAGACCCUGUAACACGUUGAGAACAGGGAUAAUAUAGGCUUCCAAGGUAUAAAGUUGAUCAAGCUUGCAACUCAGAGUGACUGUACUCAAAUCACCUUCUCGCGCGGCCAGUUGUGUAGGGACUUACAGUAGC
Xylaria bambusicola is the source of this 1900-nucleotide messenger RNA. RefSeq names its product major facilitator superfamily domain-containing protein. Lineage: Eukaryota; Fungi; Ascomycota; Sordariomycetes; Xylariales; Xylariaceae. The record is from RefSeq and is a predicted model, not a curated record. The transcript is spliced from 4 exons. Bases 147 to 1586 code for a protein of 479 amino acids. Gene Ontology annotation, cellular component: plasma membrane. Gene Ontology annotation, molecular function: pantothenate transmembrane transporter activity. Gene Ontology annotation, biological process: pantothenate import across plasma membrane.